UGGUGGUUUUGGAAAUGUCCAUCUCGUAAGAAAUAUUUAUGAUGGACAACUUUUUGCGGCGAAAAUUUCUAAAUCUUCAUUGCAAAUGGAGUAUCAUGCAAUGAAAGAAUUACAAAACUUGGCCUAUGUCGUGAAAGCACAUGAAAGAUUUCACGAUGAUCAAUCAGAGAAUGAUUAUUUGAUAAUGGAUUGGGUCAGGCACAAUUCAUUAUCAACAUGGAUCAAGAAGCAAGACUAUGUUGAUGGUGAUACUAUGAGAAGUAUCAUAAAAUGUCUGGUGCCUAGUCUGAAGCCAGAUAACAUACUUGUAGAUAACGAAAAUCCUCUUUCAUUGUUAUUUACAGAUUUUGGAUUAAGUUGCAAAUUAAGCUCGAAUCCAAGAGAUGCGAAAGGGACACCAUUGUUAUGUGCUCCUGAGGUAUUGCAGAAGAACCUCCAAAAUGAGUCUUCCGAUUGGUGGUCACUAGGACACCUGAUAUAUUAUUGCUAUAAGGGAGGUUUUUUAUUGCAGCCUGUGAAGAUAGGUGUUAAAGAUUUAUUGGCAGAAAUUGAUUACCGGUUGCAGUUAAUUAAGGACGGGAAGGAACCCGUGAUUAAUAGGAUGGUAGAAAGAGGACUCGCAGAUGUUGUAGAAUUCAUACAGGCGUGCCUUAAAUUGGAUAUAAACGAACGAACUUACGACAAUAUUAUUAAAUGUAGAAUAUUUAAUGAAAAGGUGGAGAAAGAUGAUGAUGUUUAG
Messenger RNA from Funneliformis caledonium, 739 nucleotides. NCBI's taxonomy places the organism in Eukaryota, Fungi, Glomeromycota, Glomeromycetes, Glomerales, Glomeraceae. The record is from the annotation of a GenBank genome assembly.